AUGGCGGAACCAGUAGUGGACGCGCAGUACCUCAAGGAAGUCGAGAAGGCUCGUCGGGACCUUCGCGCUCUCAUCUCCGUCAGGAACUGCGCUCCUAUCAUGGUUCGAUUGGCGUGGCAUGAUGCUGGGACAUACAAUGCUGAAACGAAAACCGGUGGCGCUACUGGCUCCAUCAGGAAUGAGCAUGAGCUAAACCAUGGCGCAAAUAGUGGUUUGAAAAUUGCUGUUAAUUUUUGUGAGGAAGUGAAAGCCAAGUAUCAGAAGAUCACAUAUGCUGACCUCUACCAGCUUGCUGGGGUUGUUGCUGUGGAGGUCACUGGUGGCCCUACUAUUGAGUUUGUUCCUGGUAGAAAGGAUUCACUGGAGUCUCCGGAAGAAGGACGGCUUCCGGAUGCCAAACAAGGUGCAUCACAUUUGAAGGACAUCUUUUAUCGCAUGGGUCUGUCUGAUAAAGACAUUGUGGCACUGUCAGGAGCCCACACAUUGGGUAGAGCACAUCCAGAAAGGUCAGGCUUUGAUGGCCCUUGGACGAAUGAGCCUUUGAAGUUCGACAAUUCAUACUUUGUUGAGCUACUUAAGGGGGAAUCAGAGGGGCUGUUGAAACUUCCCACAGACAAGGCUUUAUUGGACGAUCCUGAGUUCCGCCGCUAUGUUGAGCUUUAUGCAAAGGAUGAGGAUGCAUUCUUCAAAGACUACGCAGUGUCACACAAGAAACUAUCAGAGCUAGGCUUUACUCCAUCGUCCAGUGUCAAGGAAGCUGUAAAGACAAGUACUUUGGUGGCACAAAGUGCUGUGGGAGUUGCCGUUGCUGCAGCUGUUGUGAUCCUGAGUUACUUAUACGAAGUUCGUAAAAAAGUCUAG
Prunus armeniaca (apricot) is the source of this 861-nucleotide messenger RNA. The record is from the annotation of a GenBank genome assembly. Lineage: Eukaryota; Viridiplantae; Streptophyta; Magnoliopsida; Rosales; Rosaceae.